Dicentrarchus labrax (European seabass) is the source of this 6169-nucleotide messenger RNA. RefSeq names its product kinesin-1 heavy chain. The coding region runs from base 237 to 3128 and encodes 963 amino acids. The record is from RefSeq and is a predicted model, not a curated record. Gene Ontology annotation, biological process: microtubule-based movement. Lineage: Eukaryota; Metazoa; Chordata; Actinopteri; Moronidae. The transcript has 26 exons. Gene Ontology annotation, molecular function: ATP binding; microtubule motor activity; microtubule binding.
GGGUGAGGUGGCCAGCCGCUGAUCCACCGGUAUCAUGGCUUCCUAACAGGAGGGGGGAAGCGACUGAGAAGGAAAACAAGGAUUUUUUUUUGAUAAAACCCGACCAGAUAAUCGCCUUUUUUUUUCCAGAACCAGAGGGGCUCGUCCUCCCCUGCAGCCCCCCCGCCCCCCCCUCUGGGAUCCAGGGACACUUUAACAUCUUUUAUUUCUGAAUUUCCAUCCGUCAACCGCGGAAGAUGGCCGACCCGGCGGAGUGCACCAUCAAAGUGAUGUGCCGUUUUAGGCCCCUGAACAGCUCCGAGGUGACCAGGGGCGACAGAUACAUCCCCAAGUUUCAAGGGGAGGAGAACGUGAUCAUCGGGGGUAAACCGUACAUGUUCGACAGAGUGUUUCAGUCGAAUACAACACAGGAACAAGUGUACAAUGCCUGCGCCCAGAAGAUUGUAAAAGAUGUUCUGGAUGGAUACAAUGGAACAAUUUUUGCAUAUGGGCAGACAUCUUCUGGCAAAACACACACCAUGGAGGGGAAUCUGCAUGACACAGACGGAAUGGGCAUCAUCCCCAGGAUAGUGCAAGAUAUCUUCAACUACAUCUAUUCCAUGGAUGAAAACCUGGAGUUUCAUAUCAAAGUUUCAUAUUUUGAGAUUUACUUAGACAAGAUCCGGGACCUUUUGGAUGUGUCAAAGACCAAUUUGUCAGUGCAUGAAGACAAAAACAGAGUACCCUACGUCAAGGGCUGCACUGAGAGAUUUGUCUGCAGUCCAGAGGAGGUCAUGGAUACAAUUGAUGAAGGCAAAUCAAACAGACACGUAGCAGUUACAAACAUGAAUGAGCACAGCUCCAGGAGUCACAGUAUUUUCCUGAUAAACGUCAAACAGGAGAACACUCAGACAGAGCAGAAGCUCAGCGGAAAACUUUACCUGGUGGAUCUGGCUGGUAGUGAAAAGGUCAGUAAAACAGGAGCAGAGGGAGCAGUGCUGGAUGAAGCCAAGAACAUCAAUAAGUCUCUGUCAUCUCUGGGAAACGUCAUCUCUGCCCUGGCUGAAGGAACGGCCUACAUCCCCUACCGAGACAGCAAGAUGACCCGUAUCCUCCAGGACUCGCUGGGUGGUAACUGUCGAACCACCAUCGUUAUCUGCUGCUCUCCUUCCUCCUAUAAUGAGUGCGAAACCAAAUCCACUCUCAUGUUCGGACAAAGAGCAAAGACCAUCAAGAACACGGUCACUGUGAACAUCGAGCUUACAGCAGAGCAGUGGAAGCAGAAGUAUGAGAGGGAGAAGGAGAAGAAUAAGACCUUGAGGAACACCGUCACCUGGCUGGAGAAUGAGCUGAAUCGCUGGAGGAAUGGUGAGAGCGUGCCAGUGGAGGAGCAGUUUGACAAGGAGAAGGCCAACGCCGAGGUGCAGGCCUUGGACAACAUAAUCAAUGAAAAGCCGGCCGUCACACCCAACGUGCCGGGUGUUCGCCUCACCGACGUGGAGAAGGACAAGUGUGAGGCUGAGCUGGCCAAGCUUUACAAACAGCUGGAUGAUAAGGAUGAGGAAAUCAACCAGCAGAGCCAGCUGGCUGAGAAGCUGAAACAGCAGAUGCUGGACCAGGAUGAGCUUCUAGCCUCCUCCCGCCGCGAUCACGAGAACCUCCAGGCAGAGCUGAACCGCCUGCAGGCAGAGAAUGAGGCCUCCAAGGACGAGGUGAAGGAGGUGCUGCAGGCCCUGGAGGAGCUGGCUGUCAACUACGACCAGAAGAGCCAGGAGGUGGAGGAUAAGACCAAGGAGUUUGAGGCCAUCAGCGAGGAGCUUAACCAGAAAUCGUCCAUCCUGUCAUCUCUGGACUCUGAGCUCCAGAAGCUGAAGGAGAUGUCCAACCACCAGAAGAAGAGGGUGACCGAAAUGAUGUCUUCACUGCUCAAAGACCUCGCUGAGAUUGGCAUCGCCGUAGGCAGCAAUGACAUCAAGCAACACGAGGGCGGCAGCGGCAUGAUAGAUGAGGAGUUCACAGUGGCUCGUCUCUACAUCAGUAAGAUGAAGUCAGAAGUGAAGACCAUGGUGAAACGCUGCAAGCAACUGGAGAGCACCCAGUCAGAGAGCAACAAGAAGAUGGACGAGAACGAGAAGGAGCUGGCUGCCUGUCAGCUGCGCAUCUCCCAGCAUGAGGCUAAAAUCAAGUCCCUGACUGAGUACCUGCACAACGUGGAGCAGAAGAAGAGGCAGCUGGAGGAGAACGUGGACUCUCUCAAUGAGGAACUUGUCAAGCUCAGUGCUCAGGAGAAAGUCCACGCCAUGGAGAAAGAGAAUGAGAUUCAAACUGCCAAUGAAGUCAAGGAAGCGGUGGAGAAGCAGAUCCAUUCCCAUCGUGAAGCUCAUCAGAAGCAAAUCAGCAGCCUGAGAGAUGAGCUGGACAACAAGGAGAAACUCAUCACUGAGCUGCAGGAUCUGAACCAGAAGAUCAUGCUGGAGCAGGAGAGACUGAGAGUGGAGCAUGAGAAACUCAAAUCCACCGACCAGGAGAAGAGCCGCAAGCUGCAUGAGCUUACGGUGAUGCAGGACAGAAGGGAGCAGGCCAGACAGGACCUGAAGGGUCUGGAGGAGACAGUGGCCAAGGAGCUGCAGACCCUGCACAACUUGAGGAAGCUCUUUGUCCAGGACUUGGCUACCAGAGUGAAAAAGAGCGCUGAGAUGGACUCGGAUGACACAGGUGGGAGUGCAGCACAGAAACAGAAAAUUUCCUUUCUUGAGAACAAUCUUGAGCAGCUCACCAAGGUUCACAAACAGCUGGUGCGUGAUAAUGCAGACCUGCGCUGUGAGCUUCCUAAACUGGAAAAGCGUCUUCGUGCUACGGCUGAGCGGGUCAAGGCCCUGGAGUCUGCUCUGAAGGAGGCCAAGGAGAACGCCGCCCGCGACCGCAAGCGCUACCAGCAGGAGGUGGACCGCAUCAAAGAGGCCGUGAGGGCCAAGAACAUGGCCAGGAGGGGACAUUCAGCCCAGAUCGCCAAGCCUAUCCGGCCCGGGCAGCAGCCAGUGGCGUCUCCCACCCACCCCAACAUCAACCGCAGUGGAGGAGGCUUCUACCAGAACAGCCAGACGGUGUCCAUCAGGGGAGGAGGCAGCACCAAGCCAGAAAAGAACUGAAGAACAGCGGGAAAGAAGGACGACACCACUGAAGAAGCCAAUAUCACCCCGCCCCCCGCCCACCCCGACAACCUGUCAUUCCAUUACAGCGAACAGGCUCCUCGUCGCUGCUUUGGAGCCACGAAGGAGUUUCUGAAUUAUAAAUAUAUAUAUAUAAAUAUUCCUGGCCUGUACAGCUCCAACCCCAACACCACCACCACCCACUCCCCCCCCCACUUCCCCCAAUUCUCAUCAAGACUUAUCUCUUUUUCUCUUACUGGAUAUAAUAAAGAAUAAAAAAAAGACAACAGAUUUAAUUUACAAAAGGCAAGAUAAUAUUCUUACCCACCGAACCAAACGCAGUCUUGAGCGCAGCCUCGGCGAGCGAAACCGCGCGCACCUCAAAUGCGUUCGGUUUUCGUUUCUUUUUGUUCUGCACAGUCUGUCGUCAUCCGUCGUCGUCGUGCGAGUAGUUCUGCACUGUGCCAAGCUGAAUGUAAGGGUAGCAAGAUCCGAAAAAAAAAUAAACCCAAACUAAAACACACACACACACACAAAAAAAGACCAAAAAAUAAAUAAAAAAGGAGACCCUACCACGAGAAAUAGCUUGAUCCUUAUAGGCUAACCUCUGUACAUUUCAUCCUUACUAUUAUUGGUUGUUAACCACACUUUUCUCUGGAUAGAUUUUACAUGCUUCUUUAAAGAAAAAAACAAACAAAAAAAUGUAAGGUUUUGAAUUGACUAGAUGGCGUUGAGCACUACUGUUCUGUCCGGUCUUGUACAGAUGUAAAAUUGGCACUACUGCACACGCUUCCCUGGAAAGAGAGAAAGAAAGAGAGAGAGAAAGAGAGCUGUCUGAAAUAGGGGAACGGCUAAAAAGGAGGAUUUAAAAAAAAAAAAAAGAAAAGCCAAGACGUGCGACAGUGUACUGUAGAUGUAUUUAACUAAAAUACCUGUGGAGGCCAAUUGUUUUUAUCAUUUAAGUUAAAAUAAAACCUAUACUUGUUAUUGGUGACUUCAUGAGAAGGAUGUAAAGAAUGUAGAAAGGAGGGAGGAGAAUGAUCCGGUUAACACAACAAAACUUCCACCUUUUUUUUAGCAUAGCCCUAUGCUAAGUAGCUAAAUGUACUGUUUUUACUUCUCUCAGUGGUUAAUAAUGCUGUGUUAAUGGACGCUAUUUAUAUCUCUCUGCACAUUGGAGCACAUUAGACUGCAGGCGUUUAGACUGAGAUAGCACACACCACAACGCUCGUCCUGUCCUAGCGGGGUCGCAGUCACUCACCCUUCUCCAGGACCUGUUCUUUGUUUUUGUUUUUGUUGUAAUCCUGACCCCGAUCAGGAGCCGGUUUUGAUCCCCGUCGUCUCAUCGUUUCUUUUCAAGGGUGCCUCGCUUUGUUUUGGGGUUUUUCUUUUCUUUUUGUUUUUUGUUUCUUCUUCCCUCUCACACCCUUUUUCGUCGUUUCUUAGAGAUUUAGGAGACGUAACUGUACGUGCCCCCCACCCCCCUUUUUUUGGUUGUAAAUUUGCAGAUAGCAAUUUGUUUUGCUGGGUUUUUAAUGUACUGUAUCUCUUUCAUUGUUCCAUAGAUCAUGUAGAUGCAUAUUUGAAGGGGCGGGGAGGGGGAGGGUGUGUGUCAGUCGAUGGGGUCAGACCCUUGCCGCUGAUCAACCAAUCAGGAGAGCAGGGUCUAAAAUUGCACAACAAUCUUCAUCAUCUGGAGGAAGCGUUUAUUUAACUAAAUCUAGUCAGGGGUGUAGGAUUUAUUGUGUUCUGCUGUCUUUGUUGUAUUUUUUUAGUGUCAUCUUAUGAUUUGUUUUUGCUUUGUUUUCAUUUUAAUUCCCACCACAGCUUGUUUUCUUUUUGUUUUAUUAACCCUGUGAUGAAGCCCCAGUGCAUUGGCAAAGAGCUUGUAGUGAUUGUAACCCCAGCGUGAGAACACUAACAUCUUGUGCAAGUGCAAUAUACUGUAAAAUACACUGUACAUCAGUCGACUGGCGGGUGUGAUCAGGGUGUGCUUGCAGCGGUAAUCCUGCCACAUGGAGUCCAAGUUCUGCCCCCCUCUCUUCCUUUGUUAACUUCUGUUCCGCUAUCGUUUGGUUCUCAGUGUAUUGAGUGCUUCUUUCGUUGCCCUGGAACACGAUACAGCGGGUUUUUCUGGACUGUAUCUACUACCGCGCUGGACAGUAAACUCCCUGCAGACGACGAGAUGAUCAGACUUCACCAACCAGUGCGGUAGUAGAUACUUUAAAUUAGCUUCAGCUUUUGAGAAACACUUCCUUUUUUGGGCUGAGGCUAGUGGAACAAAUCUAGCUGGUUUAAAAAAAAAAAAAAAAAGGGGGUGGGGUAGGAAUUUCGGCUUUCUUUCGUAAGAUGUCGCGCUAUAAAACCUGCCAUCUUGUCACAGGAAGGUUGGGUUUUUAUAGCCCUUCUUCACAAUACCUGCACUCAUAAAAAACACUCCAUACGAGGCUGUUUCUGACUGGAGGAAGAAGUUUCCAAAGCCCUGUACGUGGAACUGUUUGUUGACAGCAAAUAAUCUAUAAGUAGUAUUAAUGACUUUUUACAAGCUGCAGGAGGAGUCGCUCCCCCCCCCCAUAUCUAUGACAGGACAGUGUUUGGUGUCUAUCGAGAUGGUUUAUUCCCUCUGUGUAAUCUUUUAGAUUAGUUAAGACUUUGCAGCAUGGACCUCAAAAUGUUUAUCCUUUGACCUACCACCAAAACUGGAUAUGAAAUGGGGAAAAACAAAACAAAAAAAAAAAACAAUAGUAGAUAAAAACGGCAAAGAAUAUUUGUGGUGUUUACCUAAAUUGAAUUUUGCAUUAAUUCUAAAUUAAAAAAACAAAGUGUAGCCACUUUUUUUAUUACUGUGUAAUAGUUGGUCAAUUUUUAAAGGACAGUUUUGAGGAUCCAUCAGUGGACAAGGUACUGGAUCAUUCCUGGAGAACUGGGGCACAAAUAGCAGGGCUCUGAUAUGGACGGAGAUGGGAAGUUCAUGAGAUCACAGUUUUGGAUUGAUUGCAUGAUGUAAAUGUAUGUGUGAUUAAAUAAUUAUGAGAAAAACA